This is a messenger RNA of Effrenium voratum, 3520 nucleotides long. The record is from the annotation of a GenBank genome assembly. Lineage: Eukaryota; Dinophyceae; Suessiales; Symbiodiniaceae.
UCGUGUCCGUUUGUUUUUUCGCUGUUGCUUUUUACCCGCGGAAGCCGGCGACGCUCCCCACUGUGGCAAUGGCCACAUGGUGUUUCCUGUGCGCCCUGUUCCUGGCGGGCUGUCGUGCUAAGCAUCCGCGAUGCUCCGUCGACGUCAAAGACUUUUCCUGGCAGCAAAUCCGGUGUUUCAUGUCCCAGGACCAAGACUUCUUGGCGCAACAGAGCACUUAUGUUUCACACGCGGUCGCGCUGGGCGCACCGCAUGUGGCCAACAUUUGGCCGUGGCUCGCUGGCCUGGGCGUGCUGGUGGUGGCGACUGUCGUCCGGGCAUUCCUUUGCAGAGACAACGUUGCUGGCAGCAGCACUCUCGUCAGAUAUCAAGGGCUAGGACGGGAAUCAGCUGUUGAACCUUUGGAGAACGUGCCCAGCAACGAGGCCAAGGACAGAGACCAGCAUAUUCCUAUGUCUCCGUUGGAGAAGGCGCUUAGCAAGGAAGACGAGGCCAAGGAGCAAGCUGCAAAGUGCAAGAUCCAGAUGCAGGCGUUCCUCUAUGCUGCUGACAUGGUAAUGGAUGUGAAGGUUGGUAUCGAGUUCUGCACGCGUGGCAUGUUCUGGUUUGGCUUCGUCCUUCUCGCGAUACCGGUGGUGUCGGGACUUCUUUGCUUCCUCUACAAGUUCAAGUCUUGGGAGCUGGCUCCCUAUGACCACGAGGAGAACGGCAGGGAAACCAAGUUCUUCUACGAAAAAAGGAACAUACUUGGCCAAAAGCGACCCGGCAUCGACAGCAUGCUGCUACAGAUGCUGCAGUUAGAAGGUCUUGUCACUGCCAAGUUGGCAUAUUAUGACCCGCGCUUCAGAGAAAGCUGGAAGAUUGAAAGAGCCUUUAACGGGCUGGUCGAAAGCUUUCCCUCUUGUCUGAUACAAGCCUACACUCUGCUGUGCAUGGCUCAACUGGGACACCUGGAUGAGGUUUGGAAUACCAUCUGGCAGGUCUUCUCGAUUAUGCUCUCAUGCCACAGUAUGGCUGCAGCCGUGAAAUUGGUCUCCUUCCGCCUUUUGCCCGGGUACCAAGUACUUCCUGUCCAGAGCAGCCCCAUGCAGAUGCCACAGCUGACGCUGCUGCUAAUAUGCGAUGUGUCAGCCAGAGUAUUUUGCUUCGCAGCCUUCGGACUGUGCUUUCGGCCUGCAGUUCGCAUGUCUGAGAAUCGGCAAUUUGCUUUGCCCCUCUUAAUGCUUGCGGAGCUGGCGGUCGUGGUGUGGCUGACCACGCGUUUCCUGAACAAGCGAUGGUUUCACUCAGUUGAGAAUACCCGAGAUGCUGUUCUGUCCACGACCAUCUCGUACUUCACGAUUCCAGCCCUGGCAUUACACACGCAAAGCAACGAUGCAGUGGUUGACUUUUCGGGCAUGAUGAAAUUGCAAAGAGUCAUGUCCUACGGGCGAGCAGCAGAACUCUUCGUGACUCUUUGCCUGGUUUGGUACCACUGUCACAUUCAGGUGUAUGCGUCGCGCGUCUACAUUAGGAUCUUUGCAUUGUGGUCUCUACUUGGCUUGGCGUGUGUGCUCAUCACUCGCGCUUUUGAUCGAGCAAGCCGGCAUGAAGGGAGACCCAUUUUGCCUGCUGUCGGCUCGCAAGGCUUUAGCCCAGCACAUUGGGCUUGUGCCCUUGACAACGUGGAUCUGCUGCGUAAGCUCGACGAGAAGGAGGAUGUCAUGGAUGCUCCAGAUGAGAAUUUUCGGCACCCUGUCCACAUAGCAGCACUAUAUGGGCGAGAAGACGCGCUGAGGGUCCUGCAUAAGGUGAACGCAACUUGCAUCAUGGCGAAAGACCAAGCCGGAUGGACCCCCGCGCACUGUGCAGCGCACAUUGGGCACGAAAAGGUGCUAGAGCUCCUUUUUGUCUUGGACCCAAAGUGCAUUCAGGAGCCGGAUGAAAAGGGAAGGACCCCUGCACACUGUGCAGCGCAAAGUGGGCACGCUGCAGUGCUGACACUUCUUCACCGAUUGGCGCCGGGCUCCCUCGCCGUGAAAGCAACCAAUGGUGCGGUGCCCGCGCACAUGGCAGCAGCACGCGGGCAAGUCGAGGUGCUGGAUGUCAUAAAGGAGCUGUGCGUAGACUCCUUGAAUAAGGUCAACAAGAAGGGUGCGCUUUGUGCGCACAAGGCAGCGCAUCACGGACACGUGAAGGUGCUCGAGCUGUUGCAUGACACGCACCCGGAAUCCUUGAAAGCCCGAAACCACCACGGUAAGACACCGGCACACAACGCGGCACACAAUGGACACGAGGAAGUUUUGUGUCGACUUCACGCGUGGGUCCCGACGACUCUGAGUGCCCAGGACAAGGAUGGAACAGUCCCAGCACAUUGGCCAGCACACAACGGCAAUCUUGCUGUGCUGAAGCGCCUGAAGCUAUUGGCCUCAGAGACGCUGAAGAUGAGGAACAAUGAAGGUUGGGCCCCCGCCCACAUGGCCGCACGCAACGGGCAUAUCGAGGUCUUGGAGUUUCUUCUCCAAGAGGCUCCGGAGUCCUUGAGGCACAAAAGCAAUCAUGGAUGGGUUCCCGCACAUCUUGCAGCUUCGCGUGGGCAUGAUGCGGUGCUGGCCAUGUUAAAGGAAAAGGCCGAGGAUACCCUGGCUGCUCAAGCUGAUGACCAGGCCAUCCCUGCGCAUGCAGCAGCAGCACAGGGGCGCUGCACAACGCUGGAGCUGUUGGAGCAGUUGGCUCCUGGGUGUCUCCGCGCAAGAGAUCGAGAUGGAAGGGUCCCUGCGCAUUACGCCGCGGAGCAGGGACAAGCAAAUGCGCUGGUUCUUUUGGCAAAGUUGGCUCCAGAAACCCUUAUCGCCAAAGCCGGGGGUGGUGUGGCCCCCGCACACACGGCUGCACUGCAUGGGCAAGAAGAAGCUCUGACGUGCCUGCAACAGUCAUGCCCGGAGUCUCUCGCUGCUACAGACGACAAUGGUGCGGUGCCUGCACACAUGGCAGCGCAUGGCGGGUAUCCCAAUGUCCUCGGGCUGUUGAAGGAAUGGGUCCCGGAGUCCCUCAAGUGCCCGGACAAGCUUGGACGAGUCCCGGCGCAUGAUGCAGCAGAAGGAGGGCACGAGGAGGCACUGAAGUAUUUGCACUGGGUUGCGCCGGAGUCUCUUGGGGUCAAGGACAACGAGCAUGAGUGGACGCCCGCGCACGCAGCAGCAGCAAAUAAGCGUGGACGCGUGCUGGACAUGCUGCGUGAAUGGGCCGCGGAGUCUCUUGAGAUCGCAGACAAGGACGGGUAUCUUCCGGACCAACUUCUGCAGAAGGGUGGGAAUCGGAGGAACACGAUGCGUGUGACCAUGCGCCCGUCCACCCAGAUAUCCAUGGUGAUGUCUGUUAAAGCGUAAGCCUCACGUUGGAAGUCACCGUUUUGGAUGCACGACUUCCUCGUGUGGAUUCCUCGUGAGAUGUACCAACAUGCUUACAGGUGAGACCUCCGAAGUGUGCUAAACAACAAGUGAGCCACAAUCGAAACCUGGGUAGAUGAAGGUUAGUAAGG